Molecule: messenger RNA, 1481 nt
Organism: Closterium sp. NIES-67
Lineage: Eukaryota; Viridiplantae; Streptophyta; Zygnematophyceae; Desmidiales; Closteriaceae
Source: the annotation of a GenBank genome assembly
ACCAGGACCAGCCUAGGCCCUAGACUAAAACUCCCAGGUCUAAUCCCAGGAGGCGCACCCGCAUCCACGUGUCGCUUCCUUCCCUAAAAGGCCGCGCAGGAACCAUAGCCUCGUGUCGCCUCCCGAAAGCGGCCUGCCUCGCCAGCUGGCAAACAAACCGCCAACUACAGGGGCCUGGCGGUGGCUCACCAGCCUGCUGUUCAGCAGCCACGUGGCUUUUCAAGAGACCACGCCGGCUGCAUGCGUGCCGUUGCUCGAUUUGGAGCGUAGCGUGAUAAGCACCGAUUCCGGUGUUUUGUCUGCCUGGAUUUAGAUAUUCCCGUCCGUUUCUCGUUCUAACUGCUCCGUUAUAACCACCGUACAGGCCGUCCGUCUAUUUGACUGUUUGUGACGAGCCAUUUAACGAGCCAUAUUUUACGGACCACCCCCUUAGCUUCCCCUGUCGGUCCAUCCGCCAUGGCUACCUGCCUCACUAGUACGCAACUUAAUCCGCAACAAAAUGCGUCGGCCGUCUCCCGCCACUCGCGCCUCGGCUCGUUCCACCUCCGAAACUCCUCCAUCGUGGUAACACUCCCCCCCUUCUAUUGUCACAUCCACCGUCCGAUCACCUCCGGUCUCCGUCCGCCGCCGCUCUCGCACCAACCCCGCCGCCGGCCAAUCGCCGUGUGCCAGGUGUCGCUCGUCGACGACGGGCCGUUCGUCGCAGCGAUCGCCACGUCUAUCGCGCUCUCCGCCGCGCCGCUCGUCCUGCCGUCGCUCCCGCUCCUCUCGGGAAGGGCGGGAAAGGAGGAUGAUGACGAUGCAGCAGCGGCGGCGGCGGCGGCGUUAUUGGCGGCGGGAGUGGGGGUGGGGGACGGGAAGGGGGGGGCGGAGGGGGAGGAAGCGGAGGGGGGAAUGUCUCUGGGGGAGCUGCGCGCGGGGGUGAUGACGGUGGUCAGCCUGAUUCCGUUCUUCAACUGGCUGUGCUGGGUACUGGCAUGGAUCGACUCGCGUGAUGUCAAGUACAUUCUCUUUGCAGCCGUCUACGCUGCACCUUACGCCAGGGGUGGUCUGACUCUGGCUAUGGACGGCCAUUGGUUGCCACUUUUCAGCAUUGCAGCGUGUGCUCUGCAUGUUCAGGUUGACAAUGUGGCAGUGGAGCGAAAGAAACUGGCAUCCAAGAUCAAGUGUGCCAAGAAAAAGGACAGCCUCCCUGGAAGCUCUAAAGACAAGGGCAGUUUCAAGCAGGGCAAGUGAGGAAUGUGAAAGCUGGUUUGUGACAGACAAUUUGUGCUGUUGUAACUGCUUGGGCCGCCGCUGCAGCUACUACCCUCAAUUCAUAAUUGGACAGGGGGACAGCUGGCAGCGGCAUGCAGAACAGCACAAGCGUUGAGCUGUCCCUUGGGGUCGUUUUGUGUUGUAAAAACGUGUUGCGUUGUAGAACAUUGGUAUUGUACCCGUCAGCUUUGCAGUGUGUAAAUAUGUUUAUGAUUGCUUACGUU